Colossoma macropomum (tambaqui) is the source of this 988-nucleotide messenger RNA. RefSeq names its product superoxide dismutase 2, mitochondrial (gene sod2). Gene Ontology annotation, molecular function: metal ion binding; superoxide dismutase activity. Gene Ontology annotation, cellular component: mitochondrion. Lineage: Eukaryota; Metazoa; Chordata; Actinopteri; Characiformes; Serrasalmidae. Gene Ontology annotation, biological process: superoxide metabolic process. The transcript is spliced from 5 exons. Bases 89 to 763 code for a protein of 224 amino acids. The record is from RefSeq and is a predicted model, not a curated record.
GGUUAGAAUGGAGUGAGAGAGUGAAGGAGGGGGAAACGCAGCUGCGCAGUGCUCACAGUUAGCCAACUUUAAACCAAAAAAUAAGAACAUGUUGAGCAGAGUUGGACAUGUUCGCAGGUGCACAGCCACCUUAAGUCCAUUCUUGGGUGUUUUGGCCUCCAGACUGAAGCACACACUUCCAGACCUCCCUUAUGACUAUGGGGCACUUGAGCCCCACAUCUGUGCUGAGAUCAUGCAGCUUCACCACAGCAAGCACCAUGCGACAUACGUCAACAAUCUUAAUGUUGCUGAAGAGAAGUAUCAUGAGGCGCUGGCCAAAGGUGAUGUGACAACACAAGUGGCCCUUCAGGCUGCAUUGAGGUUUAAUGGUGGUGGCCACAUCAAUCACACCAUUUUCUGGACAAACCUAUCCCCAAAUGGCGGAGGAGAACCACAGGGUGAGCUAAUGGAGGCCAUUAAGCGUGACUUUGGCUCGUUCCAAAAUUUGAAGGAGAAGAUGUCUGCCGCUACUGUAGCAGUUCAGGGAUCAGGAUGGGGAUGGCUGGGCUUCGAUAAGGAGAGUGGGAGACUGCGAAUUGCUGCCUGUGCCAACCAAGAUCCGCUGCAAGGAACUACUGGUCUCAUCCCACUACUUGGCAUUGAUGUUUGGGAACAUGCAUACUAUCUUCAGUACAAAAAUGUCAGACCUGACUACGUUAAGGCCAUCUGGAACAUUGUGAACUGGGAGAAUGUUAAUGAGCGCUUUCAGGUCGCAAAGAAGUAAAUGUUACACAUCUAAAUAGAGUUCACUCUCCUUUUAUUCUCACAAAACACACAAACAGCCCUCCACCUUGUUGCCAUCAAAUCCCAUAAUGACUAGUACAGGAACAGGAGGUAUUGUUUUUGGCAAAACUGAGCAAGGUUGUUUGUCAGAAUUAGUUGCCGAAGUAACUGAGCUGGUGCAGUUGUAUGAUUUCAGUGUAUGUAAUUAAACCAUUAUUUGAACUAA